Messenger RNA from Hippocampus zosterae (dwarf seahorse), 2502 nucleotides. It is a transcript of the gene pi4k2a, whose product is annotated as phosphatidylinositol 4-kinase type 2 alpha. The coding region runs from base 186 to 1529 and encodes 447 amino acids. Gene Ontology annotation, cellular component: plasma membrane; trans-Golgi network; lysosomal membrane. The record is from RefSeq and is a predicted model, not a curated record. Gene Ontology annotation, molecular function: 1-phosphatidylinositol 4-kinase activity. NCBI's taxonomy places the organism in Eukaryota, Metazoa, Chordata, Actinopteri, Syngnathiformes, Syngnathidae. Gene Ontology annotation, biological process: Golgi organization; endosome organization; phosphatidylinositol phosphate biosynthetic process. The transcript is spliced from 9 exons.
GCCCUUUCCCGGAAGCUGACAGUCAUCUGAUUUUCUUUCUUACUCUUUUUUUUCCAGCUUCCUAGUUAGCUACCUCACCUCCAAGCAACCAAAGACUGUGAUACUUUAUUUCUCAGUCUUUUUCGACUUUCCGGCUUCUUCUCCGUACAACGAACUCCACGAACUUCUCGCCAACCUCCAGAAUCAUGGACGAGACGAGUCCGCUUGUCUCUCCGCUCCGUGACUCAAAUGAUUUCAGCUACGGUCCGACAGAACCCACCAGCCCGCGGGGCGCCUUUGGAGGGACGCCGGGAUCUGUGGUGCGCAUCCCUGCCGGCAGUCCGAGUCGCAGUCGGGAGAGACAGCCUCUCCUGGACCGGGACCGCGGGACCUCGCCGCGGGAACCGCACCGGAACGAAUUCCCGGAGGAUCCUGAGUUCAGAGAGAUUAUUCGCAAGGCCGAGCGAGCCAUUGAGGAGGGGAUCUACCCAGAGAGGAUCUACCAAGGAUCCAGUGGCAGCUAUUUUGUCAAAGACUCACACGGGAAAAUCAUCGGUGUGUUCAAACCUAAGAAUGAAGAGCCCUAUGGCCAGCUUAACCCCAAAUGGACAAAGUGGCUCCAGAAACUGUGCUGUCCCUGCUGUUUUGGUCGCGACUGCUUAGUUCUCAACCAGGGCUACCUCUCAGAGGCCGGUGCUAGUCUGGUGGAUCAGAAACUGGAGCUCAAUAUCGUUCCGAGGACCAAGGUGGUAUACUUGGCGAGUGAAACAUUCAACUACAGUGCCAUAGACAGGGUGAAGUCUCGAGGUAAAAGACUCGCCUUGGAGAAGGUACCAAAAGUGGGUCAGCGCUUCCAUAGGAUUGGACUUCCUCCUAAGGUUGGCUCCUUCCAGCUCUUUGUGGACGGAUACAAGGAUGCAGACUUUUGGCUUCGUAGGUUUGAAGCCGAGCCUCUACCGGAGAACACCAACCGUCAGCUUCAGCUGCAGUUCGAACGCCUCGUAGUCCUCGAUUACAUUAUCAGGAACACAGACAGGGGAAAUGACAACUGGCUUCUCAAGUACGACUGCCCUAUGGACGCUGUGGGGAACCGGGACACAGACUGGGUUGUAGUGAAGGACCCAGUAAUUAAGCUGGCAGCCAUAGACAAUGGUCUAGCCUUCCCUCUCAAACAUCCUGACUCCUGGAGAGCAUAUCCUUUCUACUGGGCAUGGCUCUCCCAGGCCAAAGUUCCUUUCUCCCAGGAAAUUCGAGAGCUAGUCCUACCAAAGCUCUCUGACCCAAAUUUCAUCAAAGAUCUCGAAGAGGACCUCUAUGAACUAUUCAAGAAAGACCCUGGUUUUGACAGAGGACAGUUUCACAGGCAGGUCGCUGUCAUGAGGGGGCAGAUUCUGAACCUGUGCCAAGCCCUAAAGGAUGACAAAACACCCCUGCAGUUGGUCCAGAUGCCCCCAGUGAUUGUCGAAACUGCCAGAGCCCCCCAGAGAGCCAAUAGUGAGUCGUACACGCAGAGCUUCCAGAGUAGAAGACCUUUCUUCACCUGGUGGUAAAGGGGAGCACGCACUGGGAGGAGGAACAGCAGGAAGCGAGAGAAGCGAGUACACCUUUUGUCUCCUGGAAAUGGAUUUCAUCGCCACCGUCCCCUCCUUCUCCAAAUAGACACUGCAAUUAAAAAAAAAGUGAGUGUGUUGGCUCGAGAGAUGAGGCAAAAAGGGGAAGAAGUUCACACCCUAUCUUCCUGUUUUGCCUUGGUGCCUUGCUUGAAUGUGAAGAAGUCUGAAUUUUUCUUUCUUGCAAAGAGACGUCAGGCUUUUCUAUUGGAGUCUCCAAGGGACACGUGUGAUCGCCCACAUGUGCAUGCCAAUCAGUCAAAAACAAAAGUUGUCUAACUGAAGAUGGGAGAUGUCUCGUCCCACGUCGAUGCUUUCUCCAUGCCGCUCUGCCUUUUAACAUUCACCCGUAUAUUCACCACUCCCACAUGGUUUAAUUAACCGCACUGGUAUGGCCUACCAAUAAAAAGUCUUUAUUAUGAUUAAGCCCCUUAAGGUUUAGGGAAAUGGACACACUGUGCACGUCAACACGGUGAGCACGAAAUGUGAAGCGGUUUUACCACUUGUAAUAGAUUCUCCCUACAGUUGACAUGAGAUUUUUCGAAGUCACGUAUGUGGGGUGACGAUGAUGGAGAGCUGAGCUACCGAUCGGUAUGAGUGCUUAAAGGCGGCGUUGGUCACGCUGAGAUAAUUCCUAGCCUAAUUAUUCCACUUUCACCACUGAAUUCGUUGACCAGUGAGGAAGGUAGAAUCACCCAAUCUACAUCUGCCAGAAGAAUCAAGGAGAUUGUUGUUGAUUCAUUGGCUUCUGCUCAUGGCUUCAUUCGCUAUUUUUUUUUUUCUUCCUUGUCGGGUGGAGCCGCAUAAAGUAACUUCCUGCUGUAUAGAACUGACAAAUGUAUUGUGACAAUGCACUGUAUAAUUUGUAUGUAAUAUUUAAUAAUAGAUUAUAAUAAAAAAAAUCUUCCAUUCA